AUUUUUUUGGGACUGAAUACAAAACCAGACGCCAACAACAUUUAACCUAAUUGCAUCGUCACCGUCAAAAUGGUGCCUAGUCAUGUUGGUCACGAAGCAGAUCUGGAUGCAUCUGCUGUGGUUUGGCAGCAGCAUUUCGGCCUGAAUGAGCUCCAGCCUCAAGAUGAAGGCCAAUGGGAAGAGUUAGAGCAGUGGGUAAAGCAAGUUGCACCUCACUUAGUUCUUCCUGCGUCUCGAGAUCCUCGAUUUUUGGAGAGCUUGAAGCGCUUAAAGGUGCGAUACUUGGAACAUACAGCUAUCAACUCUGUCGUUAGUGCUUUCGAAGAUCAACAACAGCUUUCGUAUUCAAGAAAGGAAAAACAGUUGAAAAAGCAGAUGGAUCUUUUAAACAUUGAUAAGGAGCAACUCUCGGCAAUUGGACGCUCAGUUUGUAGAUCGACAGCCAACAUAGCUUGUGCCUUAGAUGUCCAAGACCCGACUUUUUCAAAUAUACAAGCAGCGUUGGCAAGAAUGAACAUGGAAUGCAUGGCACUCAACCUAGAGAAAGAUGAGGUCCAGGAUCAGCGUAUGAGGUUUAAAGAAAAAAUUAGUCAGACGAAGCAGAUAUUUGAUGUAAUGAGCAGAGCAUUAUCGAGCUUAAAUGAGCGUUACGAGACUGUUCAUAAGCACGAAAUCAGCAACUGGAAGACAGAGAUAACUUUGUUGGAUCGAAAAUCGGAAGAGUAUCGUAAUCGAGUUACGACGUUACAGGACGAGUAUGCGACACAAGGACUGGACGAUAACGGUCUCCUCUUUUCCAAGCUUAAAGAAUUUCAGCAAGAAGUCGAAACCCUGGAAAAAAUAAUGGAGGUUAAACAGCAAGAAUUGGCUCAAUUCCUUGAUUUGCCGUUGGAUAUUAAGAUUGCUGCUGGCAAGCUUCGGUCGUUGUAUGAUACUCUGGUAAGAUUUGACAUUUGAAGUUAUGUAGGUAGAUUCAUUGUUGCUGAACGAUUAUCAA
Molecule: messenger RNA, 997 nt
Organism: Umbelopsis ramanniana AG
Lineage: Eukaryota; Fungi; Mucoromycota; Umbelopsidomycetes; Umbelopsidales; Umbelopsidaceae
Exons: 7
Coding region: 70-957 (295 amino acids)
Biological process (GO): spindle assembly
Cellular component (GO): HAUS complex; cytosol
Source: RefSeq, a predicted model, not a curated record